UAUAAAAAAAGUAAUUUAGGAGCAUCAAUUAUUAUUAUUUAUUGGUGAGAGAAAAUAGGAUGAUCUUCUAUACAAUAGUUGUGGAAACCUCGUAGGAGGGAAUCUAUGACGUUGCUUUUCAGUUUCAAGUUCACAGCCUUAUUAAGAUUUUGAUGCUUGAGUUCUGUGCUUUGUGAAGCAGCGAUUGUUGACGUGAUGGGGAAAGGGAGAAGUCCUGGGAAAUGGAUCAGGAGUUUACUCUCAGGAGGGAAGAAAUCGUCAUCGAAGUCUAGUUCGUCAAAGAAGAAUGAUAUUUUUAAAUCUUCGAGUAACAAGGAUGCACUGGGAUCUUCUGAGUUAACUGUGUCUAAUCCAAUUUCAACUGUGGAUUCUUUGCAAAUAUCCGCACCAAUAUCUGGAGCAAAUGUUGCGAAAGCAGUUAUUUCAGAAAAGGAAGUAGUCAAUAAGUCUUCACAUGAGAGGGGUAUUCUCUCAAAUGGAGAUGAAAAGGCUCAAGCACCGGCCUUUGCUAAUGUUGCAUCUCAAGAUGAUCUUGAGACACUCAGGCUUACGGAAGCAGCUAUUAAACUUCAGUCCGCUUGCAGAGGCUAUCAGGCUCGUCGGGAAUUUCAAACUCUCAAAGCUAUUACACAGCUGCAAGCUUUUAUCCGUGGUCACUUGGUUAGAAGACAAGCUGUUUCUGCUUUAUAUUGUGUGAAGGGAAUUGUUACAGUGCAAGCAUUGGCUCGUGGUUACAAUGUUAGACGUUCUGAUAUUGGGCUUGAGGUCUUGAAAAUUCGCAAGGAUACUCAAUGUUCAAAAUCUAUUGGCGUUGUUACAUCUACACCGGCAGACAAGCUGUCAGAAAAUGCCUUUGUUUGCCAGCUGCUGGCUUCAUCGACCCAUGCGUUUCCUCUAUCUCUAAAUAGUGAUCUUGGAGAACCUUACUUGGCUUCGAAGUGGCUUGACCGUUGGACAACAUCAAGCUUUUGGGCACCUCUUCCUAAAUUGAAGAAGAAACUUGACUCGGUGUCGGCUGAAAAGGUACAAGUUAAAAGGACUACCCGGAAAUCACCUGCUGUGAAAGCUGAUGAGGGCUCAAGUUCUGGUUCUAACAAACAAAAACAACGUCCAAAAAAGGAUUCAAACCACUCAUUGGUUUCAGCUCAGGCACAAGAACACCCAAAGAAAGAAAUUGAGAAAAGUAGUCUAAAGAAAACUCGUGUGCAGAAUGUUUCAGACAGAUCUGAGAUUGUUAACGAGAAAAGAAAACACAGCUCUAGGGCAACUUCAGAUCAAACUGUUACUGAUGUUUCAGAGCAGGGGUCAGGUUCCUCUUCUGAGAAAAUAAAAGAAACGACGGUGCCUAAGUCAGAGAAAGUACUAGAAGAGAAUAAUGAUCAGCCAAAGAAGAACUCAAAUGGUGGUGCCAAAGAAGAGAAAGUUCUUGGAAAGAAAACACUAGAAGAGAAAAACGAUAAGCCAAAGAAGAGCUUAAAUGGCAGUGCCAAAGACGAGAAAAGUCUUGAGCAGAAAACACUAGAAGAGAAUAAUGAUAAGCCAAAGAAGAGCUUAAAUGGCAGUGCCAAAGAAGAGAAAAGUCUUGGACAGAAAACACCAGAAGAGAACAAUGAUAAGCCAAAGAAGAGCUUAAAUGGCGGUGUCAAAGAAGAGAAAGAUCUUGGACAGAAAACACAAGAAGAGAAUAAUGAUAAGCCAAAGAAGAGCUUAAAUGGCGGUGUCAAAGAAGAGAAAGAUCUUGGACAAAAAACACAAGAGAAUAAUGAUAAGCCAAAGAAGAGCUUAAGUGGCGGUGCCAAAGAAGAGAAAGGUCUUGGACAGAAAGCGCAAGAAGAGAAUAAUGGUAAGCCAAAGAAGAGCUUAAACGGCAGUGCCAAAGAAGAGAAAGGUCUCAGACAGAAAGCACUAGAACAGGAAGGUCAUAAUGAUCCUAACGCUGUCUUACAGACUAGUAUGAAGAAGGUAGGAGAUGAAGAAAUAGGAGUUAGCGAAGACUUGAAUGGUGGUGACAAAAUUAUCAGCAACAAUUACCAAAGAAGAGCUUCACUGCCUGCUAAUUUUAAUGAUCAAGAAAAUGAGAUACACAACACUCCAAGUCCAAGAGUGCCGAGUUAUAUGGCUCCAACUGAAUCAGCAAAAGCUAGACUAAGGGGACAAGGCUCCCCAAGAUUUGCUACUGAUAUCAUAGACAAAAACAGUUUUACCAGGAGGCAUUCACUUUCAUCUUCACUUAACAGCAAGUCAGGUUCAUUUUCCCCAAGAGUAGAAAAGCUGAUAACUUUGAGCGGAAGAGGAGUUGCGAGGACUGAUAAAUCUUUGUCAUCUUCAAGGGACGGGACUGAUAAGAUGACUCAACCUCAGUGGAGAAGGUGAUUUUACAUAAUCUUUCAGAACAAAGAUACUUCACGGUGGUAAAAACUAACGGAGCAAAAGAUAUGAUGAAAUAUGAAGUACAUUACAGCCUUUUUAUUUAUUCAUCGUUGUCAUUAUUAUUUGUGGUAUGGUCAUAGAUACAGCAGGAUACAUAUUGUUAUCAGAGUCUAUAUCAGCUUUCUUUUAGUAGCAAAUACUUUGCUGGGUAUAUAUAUCUACAGUUUUAACCUUAGGUACUGGUUCUUCUCUUUUUCUAGCCGUUGUGAUGUAUUGUUCAAACCAUUGUUUCGAAGAGUGUCAUAUUUUCUAAAUUCGAGAAUGCUUUCCUGAUAAUAUUUUUAUUCAGUAA
Messenger RNA from Medicago truncatula (barrel medic), 2722 nucleotides. RefSeq names its product protein IQ-DOMAIN 31. The transcript is spliced from 7 exons. Lineage: Eukaryota; Viridiplantae; Streptophyta; Magnoliopsida; Fabales; Fabaceae. The coding region runs from base 196 to 2373 and encodes 725 amino acids. The record is from RefSeq and is a predicted model, not a curated record. Gene Ontology annotation, molecular function: protein binding.